Oncorhynchus keta (chum salmon) is the source of this 4386-nucleotide messenger RNA. RefSeq names its product salivary glue protein Sgs-3-like. The transcript has 4 exons. The record is from RefSeq and is a predicted model, not a curated record. NCBI's taxonomy places the organism in Eukaryota, Metazoa, Chordata, Actinopteri, Salmoniformes, Salmonidae. The coding region runs from base 812 to 1324 and encodes 170 amino acids.
AUUCAGACAUUAAACUCAAUGUGGAGGUUGUGUCAUUUAAACUAGACUGGUCUAGGAAGGAUAGAAAGUGACUACAAAAUCCGUCUGAAAGAGGAUUCUGUCCCCUAUGCCCUUAUACCACCCCCGCUGGGUGCCUAUCCCUUUUAUUGGCCAGAGUAAAGGAAGAGUUGGGGAGGAUGGAAGAAAUUGGGCCGGUGUCUAAAAUAGAGAGUCCCACAGACUGGUGUGCAGGGAUUGUGGUGGUCCCAAAAGCCAAUGGGGACAUAAGGAUCUGUGUGGACAUGACUAAAUUGAAUGAGGCACUCUGCAGAGAGAGACACAUCUUACCAUCAGUGGAGCAGUCAGUGGCUCAGUUGGAUGGCUCACAAGUCUUCACAAAGCUGGAUGCCCGCUCAGGUUUCUGGCAGAUACCGCUGUCAUCAGAGAGUAGGACACUCACAACAUUUAUAACACCGUUUGGCCGUUACUGUUUUAAUGUUUUGCCAUUUGUAAUCGCCUGAGCAUUUCCAAAGACGCAUGUCCCAGCUGUUGGAGGGGCUGAGUGGCUUCAUAGUCCACGCGGACGAUGUGCUCGUGUGCGGAAGGGACAGAGCAGAACAUGAUGUAAGGCUCACAGCAGUUCUGACCCGACUCCAGGAGACUGGCCUAACACUCAAUGAAAAAUGAACUUUUGCACAAUCAGAGGUCUUGUACUUGGGACACAAAAUCAGUGCAGCUGGAAUAGAGCCGGACCCAGAGAAGAUCAGCGCCAUCACAGAUAUGCCCAGACCCCAGAAUGUGGCUGAAGUCAGGACCUUAGGCAUGGUCACAUAUGUGGCCCGGUACCACCAGUGCCGGCACCAGGCCUACAGUGCGCCACGGCAGUCCGGAACCUCCGACGGGCCACAGCCCGGAACCUCCAGCGACGUGCCACAGCCAGCCCGGAACCUCCAGCGACGUGCCACAGCCAGCCCGGAACCUCCAGCGACGUGCCACAGCCCGGAACCUCCAGCGACUGGCCACAGCCCGGAACCUCCAGCGACUGGCCACAGCCCGGAACCUCCAGCGACGGGCCACAGCCCGGAACCUCCAGCGACGGGCCACAGCCCGGAACCUCCAGCGACGGGCCACAGCCCGGAACCUCCAGCGACGGGCCACAGCCCGGAACCUCCAGCGACGGGCCACAGCCCGGAACCUCCAGCGACGGGCCACGGGUCAGUGCUACAAGAGCGGACUCAGUGUAAAGAAGGGGGGCGGCGUCCAGAACCAGAGCCGCCACCGAGUGUUCGUUCUUCCAUUAAAAGAUGUACGCUUACCACGCAGCGCCUUGGUCUCCUCACGAUGAUGAACGUGACAAUUUCACGGGAAUUAGACACAGGUCGUGGUGCAGCCCAACCUCCAGCAUCAGCCCAACCUCCAGUUAAAGGCCCAGACCCAGCACCACUCCCAUCUCCAGGCCCAGCUCCACUCCCAUGUCCAGCUCCACUCCCAUCUCCAUGUCCAGCUCUAGGCCCAGCACCACCCCCAGCUGCAAACAGAUAUUCUAAAAUAAUCAGCAGACACGUUGGCCCAUAAAAAACAUUAACAAGUGGUGGAUGGCCAUAUAUACAGUGGGGCAAAAUAGUAUUUAGUCAGCCACCAAUUGUGCAAGUUCUCCCACUUAAAAAGAUGAGAGACCUGUACUUAUUUUCCACCAUAAUUUGCAAAUAAAUUCAUUACAAAUCCUACAAUGUGAUUUUCUGGAUAUUUUUUCUCAUUUUGUCUGUCAUAGUUGAAGUGUACAUAUGAUGAAAAUUAAAGGCUUCUCAUCUUUUUAAGUGGGAGAACUUGCACAAUUGGUGGCUGACUAAAUACUUUUUCGCCCCACUGUAGUAAAGCACACUGUUGACCUUUAGCGAGAGCAGUGGCCACAAUGGGUAUCUGUUCAAAGGGAAUGUCAUGAUUGUCUAAAGUAAUGGGUAAAGUCUCUGCCUGAACUGUACAUGUCAAUGUUGUGCAUUUCAAUGACCAAUACAAUUCUGCAUUAAAACAUUGUAGAGAGCAUCGCAUCUUACUAAUUGUAAACUUGAUGACACGGCCUGCCUCAAAUGGUAGAUAGUUGAGCCAUGCCAUAGUGGGAGGGCUUUUUUAAAGCUCUAUCCCACCUGGCAUGCCCUUUACUUCAAUGUCCACCUUCUUGGCAGCCACAGCCAUCUAUGGAGCUCUGCCAUUUCCACCAUUUUCAUCUAAACAGAAAUAAAGCUUUAUAGGUUAUAUAUAUGUAUACUGUAGCUAAGAAAGUAAGUGUAGUACUAAGGGUAUGUUGUGUGUUAAGCUAUUAGUACCUCAAGUGCCUCACCAUAAUAAUUUGGUAUAUUUUCACAUCUUAAUUUUGCCUACUGUUCUGACAUGUAGUAUAUAACCUGUUUUUGAGAAAUGUAAUCAUCAAAUAUUGUAAGAGCUUUCAUUGUCUGCUUAUAUGCCCCCUUUAUUUAUCAUACCGUUCUGACUUGGUGUACAGGGAGAACACCGUAAGAACAGCCCAUGUUCUGAAUUCUGUCGCUGUAUAUUUUCAAAAAAGCUGAACAAAUAGUUAUAUUGACUAUGUCUAUCCUAGCUCGCUCAUUAAUGUCUUAAUCGAAAUUACAGAUUGCCUCUAAUCCGCUUGGGGUCCUUUUAUGCCAUAGUUUGUACAUCUCAAUUGUCAUUGGAAACCAGAUUUGUUUAAGCAAGUCAGCCAUAUCAGCUAUGUUUUUUUAAAGCCAGUAAAUGAGGCUGAAUUAACUGUUUGGCUGCCAGACAAGGCUCCGCUGAUAGCCAGGUGUAGCAAUGGUAAGGUGUUGGGACAGCUUUAUGUAGGCCCUAACAGUUUGUGGGCAACGUUUGUCACCUUUAUAGUGAAAUUAAUGUAUUGUUUUGUGUUGUGUAGUGGCUUUGCUGGCAUGCAACCUACAUUUUUCUUUUGACCCACCAAGAUUUACAUGCUAAAAUUGCCACUGCAUAUCAAAGUAGUGUAGUGGAGGUAUACGCUGUAUCAAUUUAAAAAGCUGAUGGAAAAGAUCAGAAUGUUCAGCUUAAACUUUUGAUAAAUGAUUAUUUCUUCACAUUUUAGGCGUUGCAAUCUGCACACGGCGGUAGUCCUACAUGAGAAUGUCCCAAAUUGCAAUUUGCGCAAACACCGUUCUAAAAUGUGCACUGCACAUGCCAGUAGUUUCAUAGACAGUGAUGGAAAUAUAAAUUAUAAAUGUAGAACGCAUAUGAGGAAAAAAUAAUAGCCUCCAUGUUUCUAUGGAGGGAAUUUGACUAUCGGAUACUUUGAAACAAGGUAAAACAUAGCUCAAAAUAUGAAGUAAAACGUCCAGGUUUCAAACAGGUAAAAUAUAGCGAUGCUAAUGAUAGGCUUAACAGUCUUCUGGUAGAUGGAAAGGCCUUCCCAAAAACCUUCUCAAUUAAAUGUUAACUAUCUACAAAGUGCCCUCCCACUGAGUACAGACGUCAAUUCGAUAUCUAUUCCACGUUGGUUCAAUGUAAUUUCAUUGAAAUGACAUGGAAACAACGUUGAUUCAACCAAUGUGUGCCUGGUGGGCUAUGCCUACCUGGCAGAAUAAUAUCAUGAUUAUUUGCAUCAAUUCAGUGGCCAUUUGUUUUGCAAACUCCAUCUCAUGUGCAACAGAAACACUGCUAACCAAACAACAAUGCUAGGUGCCUGUGUACUUGAAUUAAAGGGUAACUAUACUCAAAUCAACAUUUCUUAGAUUUUCCCAGACCUCAAAAGUGGUCUCCUAAUUUAGGUUUAAGCCUUGUUAUGGACAUAGAACAUACAAUGCUGUUGUUUUUUUCUACAUAAAAAAGUGACUUUGACAGCGAAAACCUGAAAAAAAUGGCAGAAAUCAGAAACCUGUUAAUUUCUGGCUCAGUUGACAGUAAUUUAUCUGUUUCAUUAGCAAGCCUACUAUUAGCCUACUUGCACACAGUGGUGAGGUGCUCUCUUUUUUAAGUGAGGGAGCGCAACAAAAUUGUAAAUAACAGCAUGAUUUCCUCAAUCCAACUUUGUACCAACAGAUGUAGCCAUUUGAAAAGCCUAUCAUAUAAUAUGCACAUUGUCAUGUUCUGACCAUCGUUCUUGUGUGUUUUUCUUGUUUUAGUGUUGGUCAGGACGUGAGCUGGGUGGGCAUUCUAUGUUGUGUGUCUGGUUUGUCUAUUUCUAUGUUUGGCCUGAUAUGGUUCUCAAUCAGAGGCAGGUGUUAGUCAUUGUCUCUGAUUGGGAACCAUAUUUAGGUAGCCUGUUUUGUGUUGGGUUUUGUGGGUGAUUGUUCCUGUCUUUGUUUGUGGCACCAUAUAGGACUGUUUCGGUUUUUUCACGUUUCUUGUUUUUGUAGAUUGUUGUAUUUUCAUCUUUAUUAAAGAUGUACAAAACUAACCACGCUG